AAGACACCCAAGAGGUUUAACUAUUCAGAUAAAAAGUUGAAAUGUAACAUUAUAUUGUUUUGAAAGGCUUUUAAUUUGGAGUAGGAGCAGAUGACUUCCGGCUCGUUGCUAUGUAACGGUGGUAACUUGACGCAGCUGGUUGACUUCUGGCUUCGUGGCUCAUUGAAUUGAUUAGCUAACAUUUAUUUCUGUUUUUACAGCGUUAGAUAGCGUAAAACAUGUCUCAUGUUAUAGCCACACUUAUAGCUGCAAUACUGCUCAGUUCAGACGCUUUGGGGAAAACUGUGAAGGGACUUUUCAAGAGCGAAGUGGCGAGACAGCAAAGCGGCCAGUUCAUCACUAAAUUCAUGUACCAAGGUGAUGACAGUCUGUUCGUCUGCCGGCUCGAUAACCCCGCUCUGGCUGCAGAGAAGGAGUCCAGAUUGCUGCUGUAUCAGGACAUGGACCCAGACCUGGACAACCUCAGCUGCUCUGACAAAUUCACUCGAGCCCGGUUCAUCAUUUCACUCACUCAAGAAGAACACAACCAGACGAUCCCUCAUCAAUCCUCCCCUAAAGUCUGGCAGGCCCUGUAUGCUGACAGAUACACAUGUCAGGAAGGCGCAGUGAUUCCUGCUCAUGCUGAUCUCAGUUUUACUGUCCUGCUGUUCAACCCCGACUCAGCAGGAAACCCUCUGGAUCACUUCAGUGCAGAGGAGGCAGGUCUUCAUAGUUUCUACUUCCUCCUGCUGCUGGCCUACUUCAUCGCCUGCUGUAUCUACAUCCAGCCUCUGUACCAGGCUCUGAGGAAAGGAGGUCCCAUGCACACUGUCCUCAAAGUGUUGACCACAGCGCUGGCGUUACAGUGCUGCUCCGCUCUCUGUAACUACAUCCACUUGGCCAGGUACUCCAGAGAUGGUGUUGGUAUUCCUCUGAUGGGCAGUAUGGCAGAGUUCUGGGAUAUGGUGUCCCAGGUGUCCAUGCUGUACACGUUACUGAGCCUGUGUAUGGGCUGGACUCUGAGUCGAGGCCGGAAACCUCAGUCCAGACCUCUGCAGUGGGAACAGUCUCCGGCUUCCACGGCUGUCGCUGUCGGUGGAGUCGUCACACAGGGCGUGCUGCUGCUGUGGGAGCAAUAUUCAGAAUCACACAGUGACCAUCACAGCUACCACGCCCAGCAGAGUCUGGCAGGCCUCCUCCUCAUAGCUCUGAGGGUGGGCCUGGCCCUCCUGCUGGCCUCUGUCCUCUACCAGAUCAUCUCCACUGAGAGGAGCACCCUGAAGAGAGACUUCUACCUCUGCUUCGCCAAGGGAUGCUUCUUGUGGUUCCUCUGUCAUCCUGUCCUCGUCCUCAUGUCCGUUGUGUUCAGUGAUCACCAGAAGGAAAAGGUGGUGACUAUCGGCGUGAUCCUCUGCCAGUCCAUCUCCAUGGUGAUCCUCUACCAGCUCUUCCUGUCUCGUUCUCUCUACUGGGAAGUCUCCUCUCUCUCCUCCGUGUCACUGCCGCUCACCAUGUCCAGGACGAACCACAGGGGGCGCUACUGAGCAUGUCCACUGGCUUCACCUAAUCAUCACGGGCAAAGGGGGGGGAAACCUCCUCACCUCCCUUAACCUCCCACCCUGUCAUAAAAAAGGGGAGGGAUCAACGAGAGGAGAGAGGACAAGAAGCACUGUCACACUGCAGGGACUGUUCUCCUCUGCUGUCUCUAGGGAGAAUAAUAAUGGCUUCUAGUGAGCAAGUUACCAGAGAGCGACAAGAUAUUUACAGCAACACCCUACCUCUAGUGAUUUUUGACUGGAUUCAACAUCAACAUGAGAAUGGAGCUGCCGAGCAGGAGGAGAGGUAUUUAAUGCAGGACCACCUAGAGAAGGGACACAUGGCUUUCAAAGUAGGAUGUCACAGCUAACAGCCAAAGCACGAUUUCAAAACAGACAAACAUCUAGAUUUAAACGAUGCAUCAGCUGGCAAAGUAGUAUAAGGAAACUUCUCUGCAAGGACACAAAUACAAUCUUUUUUGCUCUUGGCUUAGAUAAUCACACAAACAGCAGAAUCACAGACUUACUAUGAGAUGCAGGGAUGUCAUUUGGAGCACAGAUUGGAGUAGUUUGCUAGUUCAAGCUACUUAAAUCAUCCCUAUCAUUGAGCUUUAUCCUCCUCACUAAUCCAGACUUGGAGGAAAAGUGAGAGAAAGUAGCACAACACAGUAAAAUAUGUCAACAAAUCCCAUGAAAAGACCAAAACCAGCAAUCUCAGUACUUUCUGAUGUCCUACCCGUUAAAAAAAAAAGGGUCAUGAAUAAUUAAUUUCAUUCAUAAAAUAGGCUCAGUAACAGCUGGGCACUGUAGUUUGUAGCAAAGAAAUGCUAAAAUAGGAGUGAAUGGUAUAUUUGUUGGACUAUUUUAUGCUGCGGAUUAAUACACAGUUGGCACUUUAAUGAGCAUUUAUGGCAACAGGAUGGCAUGUGCAGGAUUGAAUUAUAAACUACAGUGCCCGUGUCCAUGAUAACGAAGAAAGAUGACACCCAGGGGAAAUAACUUGUAUGUUUUUAUUGGGUUUUAGCCAAUAAUGAAGGUCAUAAAUCAAACUAUUGCUGCACAGACAAUUGCUAGUUUUGGUCUUAUGGGUUUUGUUGACAAUAAGAGAUGGAUGAGGAUGAAGUUAGAUUGACAUGUUUAUUAGAUAAAAGGGGGAAAGACACUUUAAUGGUCUCGAGAGAUGAUGGUCAGACGUGUAAAGAUGAAUAAACUGAUGGAUAUAGUACGUAGCUGGAUGGAAGAGUAGAGAAAAGAGUGCUUCGUCUUUGCAGAUCCAAAGUGAUGAAUAUGAGCCAAACGAUCCGUGUGAGAUCAAGCUGUACUUUAUUUAUUUCCUCACUUUCAACAUGAUUUUAUUAGCUAAACAGCAUGUGAGGCCUGAACCUUUCUUGACAAUAUAAACUGUAUGUAUCUGGAGACUCACUGCAUGACUUCUCUUUUGUUUCCCUUAGUAUUACUCUUUUUUUUUCUUUUUUUUUUUUGUCAUUGCAUCAUUAUCUGGGGCACACACUACCUGGCUUCACAUUCCAGUGUGUUCGAGAGUAAAACAUGAACUCUAAUGUUAAAAGCCAAAGUAAGCCAAAAAAAAAGAAGCUAUGGCUAUUGAUUGCUUAAAAAUGGAUCCCAUUGUGUAAAUAUUGUGCACUCUAAUGAUGUCCCCAAAACUUCCACUCUGUAAAAUCAUUCAGCUCUGGAGCCUGUAGCUUAUUUUUGGUCUUUUUGACACAUUUCACAAGAUAGAUUUCUCUUAAACUCACAUCUGACACAAAGCAAUUCUGACGUAUUUAUUUGUUACAUAUUUAUUUCUCAAAGUGAAUGUUUGAAAAGCAGCUUAUACUGAAUCUUAAUCAGUCACUGUAUAUUUUCAUAUUCAAUUAGUCUGCCAUUACUCAAGGACCACCUUCUUGUUUAUACCUGAGUUUUCCACCACAACGAACGGUCUUCAUCAGAGAUUGUUGUAACCAAAAACGACGGUUACAACAAUCUCCACCUACAUAUACAACCACUUUGAAAUCACAUGACCCGAGUUCCCAUAUUUAUGUCACAUUACUACAACUUUGCCAAUUACACCUGCUAAUAAUAUCAUGAGAUGUGGUUGAAAGCUCUGGAAAAAAACAAACUUUAAGGCUCAAUACAACAGACACCACAAAAACACAUCAAAUAUUCCAUUACCCUUUAAAAUGUAAGUAAUCUAAUAGGUUAUUGAGGGUUUCUGGCCAACAUACUGAGCCACUGGGCCAGGACUCUAAAUGUUCCUUACAAUUGCAUGACAUAAAAAUAAAUACACCUCAGUUAAUGACGUUAUACUUGAAAAUGAACUUUUGUUGGUAGUGUGUGUUUUCUGUGUAUGUGCAGUGUGUACCGUAUGUACACUUUAAACGAAAGCCUCAACUGUACAUUUUAUUUUGUCCACAAAGAUAGGUUUAUCCUAAUUAGACAACAUAGUAUGAAGCUUUAAACAUGUAGUAAAUCAGUUGCAGAUUUUUUUAAAACACACAAUACAAGCAUUCAGAUGUUCUUUUUUGCAGUAUUUUCAUUUUGCAAUUUUUUUACAAUUAUUAUUGUCUACCACCUGUGGAUAUAUGGGACCUGUGAUCAUGACAACUGUAAUUAAUAUAACUGUAAUAAAGUGAAUUUU
Molecule: messenger RNA, 4152 nt
Organism: Scomber japonicus (chub mackerel)
Lineage: Eukaryota; Metazoa; Chordata; Actinopteri; Scombriformes; Scombridae
Gene: gpr180
Product: G protein-coupled receptor 180
Exons: 10
Coding region: 219-1523 (434 amino acids)
Biological process (GO): response to pheromone; G protein-coupled receptor signaling pathway
Source: RefSeq, a predicted model, not a curated record